ACACACAAUAAAUAAAUGCAAGAAGUAUGGAAAGCUAGCUAGACUAAUCCUCAUCUUACAAACCCCGACUUCUCUGACAUACAUAAGGUGCAUGUGAGACUAGGCCUAGUGUUGUUCAUUUCCAUUCAUUGAGCUCCAUAAGUUUCUCAAAGAACUUGAUAUAUAGAAAAAAGGGAAGGAAUUGAAUUCUGUAACAAACAUGGAGGAGGAGCAUAUGAGAGAGCCAUUGUUGGAGAAGAAGCAAUACUAUGAAGAUUGUCCUGGUUGCAAGGUUGAACAAGAAAAUGAGCUUAAUGAAGGAGUAUCCAUAAUAAAGCUUUUGAUUAUAUGGAUGGUGGUUUUAUCAGCAACUCUUCCUACAUCAUCUCUCUUUCCCUUCCUUUAUUUCAUGGUAAGGGACUUCAAUGUUGCAAAAGAAGAAGCUGAUAUUAGUUACUAUGCUGGUUAUAUUGGAUCUUCAUACAUGCUUGGAAGAUGUUUCACAGCUGUAUUAUGGGGAAUGGUUUCAGAUCGCUAUGGUCGAAAACCUGUAUUAAUAAUGGGGAUUAUCGCAGUUGUCAUUUUCAACACAUUAUUCGGCCUUAGUACGGGUUUUUGGAUGGCUAUUGCCACCAGAUUUCUUCUCGGAGGUUUAAAUGGCGUGCUUGGACCAGUUAAGGCCUAUGCUACUGAACUUUUUCGAGAAGAGCACCAAGCUAUAGGACUUUCUACUGUUAGUGCAGCUUGGGGCAUAGGUUUAAUUGUUGGCCCAGCAAUAGGAGGCUAUUUGGCUCAGCCAGUUGACAAAUACCCACAAAUAUUUCCAAAAGACUCCUUUUGGGAUAAGUUCCCAUACUUCUUGCCCUGCUUUACAAUAUCAGCACUUGCACUUACAGUAGCAAUCGUCUGCAUCUGGAUUCCGGAAACACUUCACAAUCACAAUGGUAACGAAGAGUCCAAAGGUAAUGCCGAAGCUUUAGAAAAUGGAAGCAGCAAAGAAAAGACAGUUCAAAAGAAUGAAAACCUCUUUUUGAAUUGGCCUUUAAUGUCAUCUAUCAUUGCUUAUUGUGUCGUCUCACUUCACGAUAUUGCUUACCAAGAGGUUUUCUCAUUAUGGGCUGUUAGUCCUCUGAGGCUAGGGGGUUUGAAGUUUACAACUGAUGAUGUUGGUGAUGUUCUUUCAAUUUCAGGAGUUGCACUUUGCAUCUACCAACUUUUCAUAUACCCAUAUGUGGAAAAAGCUUGUGGACCUAUUGUCUUGGCCCGUAUCACAGGGAUUAUUUCCAUACCACUUUUGCAAAGUUACCCCUUCAUAGCAAUGUUAUCAGGAAUAACCUUAUACAUUGUGAUUAGUAUUGCUUCCAUCCUGAAAAAUAUUAUUGCAGUGACGAUUACAACCGGAUUAUUCCUUGUACAAAACCGAGUAGUGGAACAACACCAAAGAGGAGCAGCUAAUGGAAUUUCUAUGACAGCUAUGUCUCUAUUCAAAGCUAUUGGACCUGCUGCAGGUGGUACAAUAUUAACUUGGUCACAAAAGCGUAUGGAUGCUUCUUUCCUACCAGGAACUCAAAUGGUGUUUUUCUUCCUUAAUUUAGUUGAAGGACUUGGAAUACUUUUGAUGUGUAAACCAUUCCUUGGUGAAAAGAAGAAAACAAACUCACACGAGUUACAUUGAUAUUAGCUAGAUCACUUUCCGUGCGUAUGCAUGGGACAACAUUUUUUAAUAAUAUAAUGAUGAUAUCUGAAAACAUA
Medicago truncatula (barrel medic) is the source of this 1731-nucleotide messenger RNA. Its product is annotated as protein ZINC INDUCED FACILITATOR-LIKE 1. The transcript is spliced from 18 exons. Gene Ontology annotation, molecular function: solute:potassium antiporter activity. The coding region runs from base 200 to 1654 and encodes 484 amino acids. The record is from RefSeq and is a predicted model, not a curated record. Gene Ontology annotation, biological process: regulation of stomatal closure; transmembrane transport. Gene Ontology annotation, cellular component: plasma membrane; plant-type vacuole membrane. Lineage: Eukaryota; Viridiplantae; Streptophyta; Magnoliopsida; Fabales; Fabaceae.